AUGGUCACUGAUCAACUCCGUCGCAGUCUUUUCAACCUAGUCGACAAAGUAAUCAUGCCGAAGGCUACCCCGCCUUCAGUGCCCUUCGUUGUCGACCAAAACUUGAUCAUAUCAAGUUCAUCAUACAAUGUUCCAGACAUCCAGGUUGCCCAGUCUUCUGAGCCAUGGCUGGCAGGACUACCCCACCUUCGGAGAACUUCGCUCGUCAUCAACUCCCCUCCCAUCAUGAACUUCUGGCGGAUAUAUACUGCCAGUUUGCCAUACGGAAAUCUCUCAGAUGGAACCCAAGAUUUCCGCUGGCUCCGUUUCGAAUUGGACGGCAUCAAGGUAAAUCCUGAUAACGUUCCCCGGCCUGUAACAAAGUGGGCCCAGAUGGGCCUGCUUCAAGCGACUGUGGAUGUCUUUACGCAAGUACUGUAUGAAAAGCCUACUGCGAUUCAGUCACAGGCCAUAUGGGUUAGGACAAAGCCAGAAAAACUGCAAACGCCGCCAACUCGCGGUACGAAACUGCCGUUAACGGCGCAAACAGGUCCUUGGGACUGGAUGGUGCCACACCGAGAGCUACGCCAGCAAGGAAAGAGAUUGCAGCACCUUAGAGCGGAUCCGCUUCGUCACGAACGUCCAAGCUCACAAGAUCAUGGAAGGAUCUCUUCGUCCAGCCCAUCAAAGGCGCACCCGGUAUCCACGAAAACCGUCCCAUCGUUUGCUUCGGCCAAAGACAUGGGCUUCGGCCAAAGAAGUGGCUUCGGCCAAGCGUCGGCUUCGGCUGACCUAAGUAUGGACGUGGGCUUCGGCCCAGUGUCAGCUCCGGCUGACCAGAGUACGGAUGUGGGCUUCGGCCCAGUGUCGAACAUCGACAUUCUACGGGACAAGCGCCGCCUCAGCUACCUCCAAUUCCUCGAUCAUUUCGACAUCUUUACCCCUCCAGAGCGUCAGAAGAAGCUCAAGUCAGAAGAUUAG
This is a messenger RNA of Pyrenophora tritici-repentis Pt-1C-BFP, 960 nucleotides long. The record is from RefSeq and is a predicted model, not a curated record. NCBI's taxonomy places the organism in Eukaryota, Fungi, Ascomycota, Dothideomycetes, Pleosporales, Pleosporaceae.